Humulus lupulus (European hop) is the source of this 465-nucleotide messenger RNA. RefSeq names its product 2-C-methyl-D-erythritol 2,4-cyclodiphosphate synthase, chloroplastic-like. The record is from RefSeq and is a predicted model, not a curated record. The transcript is spliced from 5 exons. Gene Ontology annotation, biological process: terpenoid biosynthetic process. NCBI's taxonomy places the organism in Eukaryota, Viridiplantae, Streptophyta, Magnoliopsida, Rosales, Cannabaceae. Gene Ontology annotation, molecular function: 2-C-methyl-D-erythritol 2,4-cyclodiphosphate synthase activity. Bases 1 to 465 code for a protein of 154 amino acids.
AUGGUGGAAGCCGGAGCUGCUGAGCUCGUACCUUUCCCCUUAGCAGGGGAUUUGGAGCUUUCGGCUCUGCCUUCUGUGUCAGCCGCUGGAACCCCUGCCUUGGAAGCGGAGCAAAUUCCUUCUGAGGUAUCCGUGACUCCCUCAAAGGUUCUUCCUUUUCGGGUCGGUCAUGAGUUCAACCUUCAUCGAUUGGAGCUCGGGUACCCUUUGAUAAUUGGAGGCAUUGAUAUACCUCAUGAGAAAGGAUGCGAGGCUCAUUCUGAUGGGGACAUUUUACUUCGUUGUGUAGUUGAUGCUAUUUUGGGUGCUUUCGGGCUUCCAGAUAUUGGACAAAUUUUCCUGGAUUCUGAUCCCAAAUGGAAAGGGGCUGCAUCAUCAGUUUUCAUCAAAGAAGUUUUAUACCAGAGAUGGUACAUGGGUUUUGGUUGCCCACUUGUUGUUUUGCAGAAAGUUUUGAUUUCUUGA